CAAGUUAUCUGUCGGUUUGUAAAUAGUGCUACUAAUACGUUGAUUGACUGAGUUAACCACGAUGUUUCGGUUUUGCUUCCUUGUGAUGGCUGCUAUCGCUGAAGUUGUCGUCCUGGCGGACGUAACGCCCCGCCGGGAUGCUGAGUACCCUCCUCCAGAGUUGCUAGAAGCGAUGAAACCAAUUCAUGACAUUUGCGUGGGAAAAACUGGAGUUACAGACGAGGCCAUCAAGGAGUUUAGCGACGGUCAGAUCCACGAGGACGAGAAGCUCAAGUGUUACAUGAAUUGCUUGUUCCAUGAGGCCAGAGUUGUCGAUGACAAUGGCAAUGUGCAUCUGGAGAAGCUACACGAAUCGCUGCCGAACUCGAUGCACGACAUCGCGCUGCACAUGGGAAAACGGUGCCUCUAUCCGGAAGGGGAGAAUCUGUGCGAGAAGGCAUUCUGGCUGCACAAGUGCUGGAAGCAGGCCGAUCCAAAGCACUAUUUCCUUGUUUAAACUGUGGAACUGCGGCGAAAACUAAGAUAAUUCUCUUCAACUGUUUCGCUGAUACUUUAACGUUUUUUUCUGGACAUAGUAUUCCAGUAAAAGGAAAACGUUCUAAUUUUGAGAAUCAGCUGACAGGAUAAUGAAGAGCAAUUUGCUUAGUUCCAGUCUUAGGUAGAGCUUAAUUUUAAGGAACAGCACUUAGAUUGUGUGACUAACCAACUUUUGAAAUUGUUUACUAACCCAGAAUCAAGGAAAAGAAAUAAACAAAUCUUCCAAACAAAA
This is a messenger RNA of Wyeomyia smithii (pitcher-plant mosquito), 769 nucleotides long. RefSeq names its product general odorant-binding protein 83a-like. Gene Ontology annotation, biological process: sensory perception of smell. The record is from RefSeq and is a predicted model, not a curated record. Bases 62 to 496 code for a protein of 144 amino acids. The transcript has 4 exons. Lineage: Eukaryota; Metazoa; Arthropoda; Insecta; Diptera; Culicidae. Gene Ontology annotation, molecular function: odorant binding.